This is a messenger RNA of Oreochromis niloticus (Nile tilapia), 2852 nucleotides long. RefSeq names its product saxiphilin (gene sxph). Gene Ontology annotation, biological process: iron ion transport. The transcript is spliced from 16 exons. Gene Ontology annotation, cellular component: early endosome; plasma membrane; recycling endosome. The record is from RefSeq and is a predicted model, not a curated record. The coding region runs from base 61 to 2184 and encodes 707 amino acids. Lineage: Eukaryota; Metazoa; Chordata; Actinopteri; Cichliformes; Cichlidae.
UUAUGGCUGUUAUUUUUUUCUUUAACCAUUUGAACUGCUCCCUUCAUCGCAGCUAAAAAGAUGCGAUGGUGCACAGUGUCAGAUCCUGAACAGAGGAAGUGUGCAGAACUAGCUAAAGCUCUGGCAGCAGUGGUGUCACCAGCCAUUCUGGCAGCUUUUGCCAGACUUUCAUGCAUACGAGCAUAUAGCACAACCGACUGCAUCAAUAGGAUCAAGGCUAAUCGUGCUGACAUUGUGACUUUAGAUGCAGGAGAAAUUUACUCGGCUGUCAAGCAGUUUGACCUUGUAGCCAUUGCUAAGGAGAUCUACAGUGAUGGAGGCUGUACUCUGUCUGUGGCUGUGGUGAGAAACAACAGCUUAGACAUACGAUCCCUACAGGGCCGCAGGAGCUGCCACAGUGGAGUUCGAUGGACAGCUGGAUGGAGUCUCCCACUCGGCUUCCUGCUGUCCCGAAACUACCUGAGCUGGGCAAAGGAGCAUCCGCUUAGUCAGGAUGUCAGCACUUUUUUCAGUGCCAGCUGUAUUCCUGGUGCCGGUGCGAUGGCACUUCCUCUGUGCACACUGUGCCAGGGCCUGAAGUCUUACAUACGCCAGAAGAAUUACCACUGCGAAACAUCCCACAGUGAGCCCUUCUACAACAACCAGGGAGCUCUCAGAUGUCUCAGGAGGGGGAUAGGGGAUGUUGCAUUUGUGGACCAUUUAGCACUUGAAACUAUUGAAGAGAGUGAGCGUGAUGAGUUCAGGUUACUGUGUUCUGAUGGCACACAAGCUCCCCUCAGCCAGCACAGAAGCUGUAAUCUGGGUCGUGGUCCAGGAGGGGGCAUGGUCACCAGAGUCAAUUUUCGCAAGGUUGUUCGCAAAUUUCUAGCAACUGUGCAGACGCUGUUUGGUCGGCAAGGAAGAGAGAGGCAGCGCUUCCAACUCUUCAGCUCCUCAUCUUUUGGAGAAAACGAUCUUCUCUUCAGAGAUGUGACUGAGAAACUCGUUGUCCUGCAAGACGACAUAGACGUCAGUCAGGUGCUGGGGCUGGAUUAUGUGGCGCUACUCAAAGGACUUGGGCAUGAAGGAAGCUCACUGGAGGACAGUGUCAUUAGAUGGUGCUGCAUCAGCUACGCAGAGCAGAAGAAGUGUGAGCAGUGGGCGCUCAGUAUAAAGUCUGACCCACUGGUGUGCGUCAGAGCCAUCUCAAUGCGUGACUGUAUCGAGAAAAUUAAGAGGGAUGAGGUGGACGCUGUCUCGCUGGAUGCAACGCAUUCGUUCAUCGCAGGGAAGUGUGGUCUUGUCCCCGUUGUGACGGAAUAUUAUGGAAAAAACUGUGUGCCUGCUGAAGGAUCCACUCACUUGGAGACAGAUGUCUUUCCCUCAGUUGUGGGUUUAGCAGUCGCAAAGCACUCCAGCAGGAACAUAUUUAUCGGGAAUCUCGGAGGCCGUCGUUCCUGCCACAGCAACACCUACAGCCCUGCAGGCUGGCUCCUGCCAUACAGACACAGCUUAAGCCUGGCGAACAACAGCAGCUCCCCCUGUGAUCCAGACAAAGUGUACAAUGAGGUGUUCUGGAAAAGCUGUCUUCCUGGAUCUAAGGGGAAUCUUUGCAAGGUAUGCAUUGGAGGCACAGGGGAGACUGCAACCAAACGCUGCACCGAAAACCACAAUGAGCGUUACUAUGGAAAUAUGGGAGCUUUAAGGUGCUUAGUUGGAGAUCGCAGCGGGAAAAGCUACGGUGACGUGGCCUUUCUUGAGCAGCACAGCCUUCACACAAACAUCCUCGGUCUGAACACCACUGGCUGGGCAGAGGGGUGGUCAUCGUCAGACUUUGAGUUGCUGUGUGCUGACGGUCGUCGGGCACCACUGUCAGACUGGGAGACUUGUAAUCUGGGAGUCAUCCCACCAAACACCGUCAUGACACGGCCCGUGCUCACAGCACGAGUGUACGACUUCCUUAUGAAGUCACAGGAAGCUCUGGCAGUCAACUCAAACACAGAGUUCAGGCUCUUUGAGUCUCAUCAAUAUGGAGAAAGUGAUUUGCUGUUUAAAGAUGCAACACAGUGCUUUGCCCACACGAGUCACAUGGAUUACCGCUCCAUCCUCGGAGAGGAGUUCUACACCCACGCAGACACGGUCUUUAAUUGCACGCACUCUGAUAUAUUGGAGUUUUGCAAUCAAGAUGUGUGCAGCAUUUUUUAAUGGACCCACCAACAAGAACAACGCAACCUCUGUGCUUCAGUUGUUCCACUCUUCAUCCACAUGUUAUGUCUGCGAACCAUCACUUUUUAUCAUCAUGUUCACAAAAAAACUCUACAAAAUGUUAAAAUGUUGGGUGUUUUUUUUUUUUAUUUUUUUACUAAAUUUAGAUGCCAUCUGAACUAAAAAUGAUGAGUGAUGUGUAAUGUGUGUGUUUUUCAAAGACACAAAAAAUGCAUUUAAGCAUGACAGUAAAUGCAAGAAUUCACUGUCAUACUGAUUUUAUCUUAUGACAUUCUCUCAGCAAAAUGUCACACAUAGAACCUGUUAUAAUGCCCAGCACUGCAGUUAUCUCUGUACUACAUAUAUUGUGCUAUAAUUAGCUGUAUGUUGUACUAUAAUUACCUCUUUUUUCAGAUUUAUUUUAACACUGCUGAUUUUGGGGGAGAGGCAGAACUUCUUUGUUGUGUGCCUUUAACUUAACUUUGUUUGUUAUGUUAAGAAUUAAUUAGUUUCUGCUUUUCUUCUGUCAUUAUGGUAAGCAAAGAAAGUCUAAAAAGAGCCACUCCAUGAGGCUGCACCGAUGACAGAAUGACAUUGUAGUUUUGUUUAAAUGUGUAUCAUUUGUAUGCUUUCACCUUUAAAGCUAGUAAAAUGAUUUGUUUAGUAUA